Molecule: messenger RNA, 1575 nt
Organism: Penicillium griseofulvum
Lineage: Eukaryota; Fungi; Ascomycota; Eurotiomycetes; Eurotiales; Aspergillaceae
Exons: 2
Coding region: 1-1575 (524 amino acids)
Biological process (GO): positive regulation of transcription by RNA polymerase II
Cellular component (GO): nucleus
Molecular function (GO): DNA-binding transcription factor activity; transcription cis-regulatory region binding
Source: RefSeq, a predicted model, not a curated record
AUGCUAGGGUUUAUGGGCGGGAUCACUUCUGAGUUGGAACAGAAACAGAAACACCUGGAUUUGACAACCGGACUCGCGAUGGCGUUCACCGCUAGUCCGGCGUCGCAGUCGCUACCCGUGAACCCCAUAUCAAGCAUGGAUGAAGGGCACUCUUCAGCCGACCGCCGCAUUCCACUUACUCCAGAUACUUCAUCUCCAGUUAUUGAUGGGACCUCAACUGGCAGCGCCUCAGACGUUCCAGCCACGCGAGGGAGCUUAUCCGAUGCAGGCGGUACUUCGUACGAGGACCAGCUACUACAGCAUUUUCAGACUAUUGACCCGCCAGCUACUCUUUUUGCGCCAGUGACCAUCGAAUGGAAGUAUAUGCGACCAGCACUACUGGCUCAAGCACGGGAUUCUAGUCCUCUUUUGAACGCUUUGUACUGCUAUGCAGAUGUCCAUAAAGCGAUGAUGGAAGGGAAAAGAUGGCGCUGGGCGCCGACUUUCUAUAGAGUGUCUGAUUCGGAGAUCCAAGCUUGUAUCCAUGGCGAGGUGACCGACUCCACACUCAUUAAAGUCCUUGGUGCUAUUUUCCUCUUAAUGAUGUCCGAGAUUCUUUCAUCUCCCGAAAUAUGCACCGGAACCUCUUAUAUUCACUCCGGGUAUCUUAUUCUACAACGAUUCCAUGACCGAACCCGACAUUGGACCGGUAUCGGCCAUCUCCUGGUGUCAUGGGUCUCGCUGCUAGAUGUCAAAUCCCUGAUUGCAGGCCGAGAUGGCGAUCCUCUCGCUGAGCUCGGCAACAUCCCAGAACAUAGUAUACCACUAAAACCACUAGAUACACAAACCCCCCAAACGCCAACAGACAACUACAAAGAAGAGGACAGCGUCGCAGACCCGUUCCGCAGCCCCAGCUACCUCGUCUACGAAUCAAUCGUAGGCCCGGCCUUCCAGUUCUUCGUACAAGCCCAACAAGUCGUCCGACGCAUAGUCUGCAUCGAUCUCCACCAUCGCAGCCGCGGAACCCUCACCGAUGAAUUUGAAGUUCUCCAGCUCGCCCACAAAGUCGGCGCAGACCUCGAAACACUCUGGCACCGACGUCCUUCUGUAAUAGACGUCUACGGACGACCAGAAGCACUGACCGAUAUCCUGAGUGCCCCUGUGGCAGUGGAAAUCUGCCGCACAUUCAGACAAUACGUGGCAAACUUCUUAGCCAACUUUAUCUACUUGCACCGCGUUGCAUUUGCAAUAUACCCCCGCACAGACCGUGUUAACGGCGCCGUCGACCAAAUCAUUCAACUGGCUACUGUUGACUCGACCGGCCCGGACCAUCUGCCUGUCAGCUUCCUGUGGCCGCUAUUCAUUGCUGGACUCGAGGGCACAGAGGAGCAGCGCAAGUGGAUUGUCCACGAGAUUCAGCGUAUGGCCGCAGCCCACGAAGCUGACUCGGCUCCUUCGACCACUCGCCACCCAACUGCUGAUAAGGUCCUGAUGCUCGUGGAGGAGAUGACUCGGCGACAGGAUGUGUCGCGCACAUGGGCAGACUCGAAAUGUGUGCGGCGGGAAUUGUUUUCGGACUUUUUCGUUAUAAUCUAA